AUGAAUUCUUUAGUAAAUCAUUCGACAACAACAAGUGACUUUAAUAAAUCAUUGGAUGAACUGUUGAAUUUCGCUGAGAGUCUCAAACUACGCGAAAAAGAACUCGAUCAACAACAUAAACUAGACCUAGAGAAGCAAAAAGUAGAAUACGAGACUCAAGUUCAAUUCGAGAAGAAACAGGUUGAACAAUUACAAGAAAUCAAUCGUUUAUUACGAGAGAAAGUUCAACGAGAAGAACAAACACAAGCUGCUGCAGAUAAAAAAUAUACAGAAUUAGAAACCAGAUACAAAUGUACUGUAGAGGAAUUGAAACAAAUCAAAAACCAACAUCAUGAAAAACAAGCACGCAUCGAAGAAUUGGAAAAAAUCGCACGAAUUCUCACCAGUGAUAAAACAAAACUUGAAAAAGAAGUUCAACAACUCAAACUCGACAAUCAGACUCUACAAGAUCAACUGAAACAAACGCCAACCACUACCGCAUCACCACAUGUACCCAAUGAAAUACUUGAAUUAGUCGAAAAAGCGGUGGUCGAAAAUAACGAAUUAAAAAAAUUAUUAAGUGAACGUGAUAGUAGUAUUCAAAGCCUGAACGAACAGUUAAGCAAAACUCAAGGUGAAGAUCCUCAACUUGCCGAACAACGUCUCUUACAAAUGCUCGCAAAAUUAAAAGCGGAUUUUCGUCUCAUGUAUGAAAAUCAAUCGAAUUUUUUUCUGGAAAAAAUUGAUCUUCUUAAACAAAAGCAACGUGAUAAUAUAGCUAGUCUUUAUAAACAUUAA
Adineta ricciae is the source of this 777-nucleotide messenger RNA. The record is from the annotation of a GenBank genome assembly. Lineage: Eukaryota; Metazoa; Rotifera; Eurotatoria; Adinetida; Adinetidae.